AUCACACACCGAUCAUCAACUCACAGUACAACAACACACAAUGCAUUCUUACAAAGCCGGAAUACUUUUGUGCAUAGUGGCCGUGGCGUGUGCGUUGCCAGCACAAGAAGAAGCCCGCGGCUCGAGGAACUCCAUCCAAACGGAGAAUGACUUGCUGGACUCCAUCUACACCGACUGCCUCAGGAAGGACUCCAUGUCCUGUCUGAAGUACAAGCUUUUCAACUUCGUCGACAAGAUGCUGGGACACAAGGACACCAUCACCGUGACCGAAGGAGUGCAAAUCAUCAAGACCGGCGAGGAGAGAGACGGCGCUCCGCGUGCUUACAACGCCGACGAGAGCAUCGAGAACGUACUGUGGAACCGCAUUUCCGGUUUCCUCGAAUCCCACACCAUCAAAGUUGACUUGAAAGGAAGUGAAAUUGUUAAUGCCGUGAGUUCGUCCGCUCGUUCCCUCGGCGACGUAGUCGACAGCUUGGCCGAAGAAGAAAACUCCAUCGAGACCGAAGAAGGCAGAGGCAAGAAGAAGAAGGCCGCCAAGCUCAUGGGACCGCUGAUGGCCGCCAUGGCCUUGAAAGCCGCCGUCAUCGGAAAACUCGCCCUCGGCGCCAUCGCUCUGAUCGCCGGUAAAGCCCUUCUCAUCGGUAAAAUCGCACUUGUACUUUCAGCCAUCAUUGGACUGAAGAAGCUGCUCGGCGGACAAGGCAAGCACGUCACCUACGAGGUGGUGUCGCACCCGCAGCACAGCUCGAGCCACGUCAGCACCCACGAGUCGGUCUACGGAGGCAGCGGACACGGAGGCGGCUAUGGCGGCGAUGUUUCCGGAGGAUACAGCGGUGGAGCGGCUGCCGGAGCUUCCAGCGGUCACGGAGGAUGGGGACGCUCCCUGGAGGGACAGCAACUCGCUUACAGGGCCCACGCCCAACCAGCCGCCACCCAGCAAUAAACUCACCCAUUUGUUGCCCAGGCUGUGUACCUGAAACGGUCAUUCUCAGCGAGCCUCUAGUUCCCAUCGAACGGGCAUCACGGCCCGCCUGUACCUUAAUUUAUGUAUUUAUUUUAUUUUUCUAUCUAUAAAUUAAGUAAUUUAUAUUUUUGCUACUUAAGUCUACGUUUUUAGACUACGAACAAAGACUUACAUACCAUAACGUCUGCAUUUACCAGACACUAGUUAUAAGACAAUUGUUAUUUUUAUACGAGUCAAUAAAAAU
Messenger RNA from Brassicogethes aeneus, 1208 nucleotides. The record is from the annotation of a GenBank genome assembly. Lineage: Eukaryota; Metazoa; Arthropoda; Insecta; Coleoptera; Nitidulidae.